Messenger RNA from Didymosphaeria variabile, 3255 nucleotides. RefSeq names its product ATP-binding mismatch repair protein (gene PMS1). NCBI's taxonomy places the organism in Eukaryota, Fungi, Ascomycota, Dothideomycetes, Pleosporales, Didymosphaeriaceae. Gene Ontology annotation, cellular component: MutLalpha complex. Gene Ontology annotation, molecular function: ATP binding; mismatched DNA binding; ATP-dependent DNA damage sensor activity. Gene Ontology annotation, biological process: mismatch repair. Bases 1 to 3255 code for a protein of 1084 amino acids. The record is from RefSeq and is a predicted model, not a curated record. The transcript has 3 exons.
AUGGCCACCAUCAAGCCCAUCGAGGGCCGCUCAGUGCAUCAAAUCCAGUCAGGGCAGGUCAUCGUCGACCUGAUCUCUGUCUGCAAAGAGCUGGUUGAGAACAGCAUCGACGCAGGCGCCACCUCCAUCGAGGUCCGAUUCAAGAACAAUGGUCUCGAUGCCAUUGAGAUCCAGGACAAUGGUUCCGGCAUCGCUCCGGAAGAUUAUGAGACUAUCGCCCUAAAACACUACACAUCCAAGCUCUCCACCUACGAUGAUCUCUCCUCGCUCCAGACGUUCGGCUUCCGCGGCGAAGCGCUAUCCUCGCUCUGCGCUCUCUCUAAAUUCCACAUUGUAACAGCUCGAGCAUCAGAUGGACCAAAAGGCACAAAGUUGGAGUUCGAGCAGUCAGGCAAGCUCAGGGGCACGUCGGUGGUCGCGGCAAAGCAGGGUACAACAGUUGUGGUGGAGACCUUGUUCCAUAACCUGCCCGUGAGACGGAAAGAGCUGGAGAAGAAUGCCAAGCGGGAGUAUAGCAAGGUGCUAGAGCUGCUUCAGGCGUAUGCUUGCAUUCGCACGGGCGUGAAGUUCAACAUCAGCAACCAGCUGGCGAAAGGGAAGAAGACCGUGGCAUUCUCUACUAAUGCUAAUCCCAGCACGAAGGAGAACCUCGCAAACGUGUUUGGUGCAAAGGCGCUCCUCGCGCUUAUUCCGCUAGACCUACACUUGGAAAUGGAUCCUUCAAAUCGUACGGGUGCGACUCAGAGUGCGCGUAACCAGAGCACCCAAGAAGACGGAUCCCACGCCGUAAAGAUCGUCGGUCAUAUCUCGCGACCUGUAGUAGGCGAGGGUCGUGGGCUACCUGAUCGACAGAUGUUCUUCGUGAACUCGCGCCCUUGUCAUCUACCGCAAGUUAGAAAAGCCUUCAAUGAGGUGUAUAAAUCGUACAAUAUGUCGCAGUCACCGUUCGUCUUCGCCGACAUCCAGCUGGAUACUAAUGCCUACGAUGUGAAUGUCAGCCCAGACAAGAGAACGAUCAUGCUUCAUGACCAAGCCGCGUUAUUGGAGAGCUUGAGGGAUGCCUUGGCUGAGCUUUUUGAAGGCCACGAUCAGAGUGUGCCUCAAGCGCAAUUGUUGGGCAGGCGGACACCGUCCAAUCUUACCUUUAAAACACCAUCGAUGCAAAACCGACCAAGCACAACUUCCGUUCCUGACGGUCCAUUCGAUCUCGACCCUGUCCCGGAACCGCACAAACUGUCCUCCACGUACGUUGAGAGGUCAGGGUUGUCACUAUCGGCAGAGGCGCCGCCUCGCCCCGGCUUCAUAAAAGCAAGUCUCGUUGAAAGAUUCGCCGAGAGAGACUCCGAGGAGAGGGUCAUCGGCCCUCCAGACCGUAGAAAGGGGAGUCUUCCUUUAGAGCAUGCUAGGACCACUGAGGUGACGAUGGAUCACCGGAUGUCACCUCGAAGAAGUAGGUCUCCACCUACGGACAACGCUCCUGUACAGCCUGUCCAGCGUGAGGAAUCCCCUCUAUUCGAACCAGAGAGCGAGACUUUGCCAUCGAUUAGAGAAGCCAGACCACGCUCCAAAGUAGUGGAAGACUUCAAUUCCCGAAUUGCCUCUCAACAUACGAAACCUACGGCAUUAGAGUACACAUUAAGACAUCCAGAACCCGAAGCGGCAGACAGGGAGGAGAACGAAGAAAGCAUACCGGCUAUCAUACAGACUCCACAUCGCCUCACUCAAAGCACCAUUCAGAACGCUUUUGAUCGCAUGCGCCCCAUGCGCACGCCUGUGCAACAAGCUACUAUAACAAUUGGCGACACAACCACAGUGUCUACAGUCGGUAGUGAGUCGCGGGCAUCUAAAAGGGCACGUAUUCAUACCCCCAAAUUCUCUACGACCGGCACUCCCCUUUUGCAAACGCCAAAGCGGCCCGACUUCCUGAAGGGCCUGCGUGGGUUCGCCGCUCCCGGCACGCAGCUGGAAGAAAGCGAUGAGGAGUAUGAAGGUGAUCAAGACAGCAGUCUGCGUAUUGUACCUGGCCGUUCUCCAUCUCCGCACAAAAGAGGACCCCAUCCAGAGUUUGAGCCUCCGUGCACAGAUGAGAUUGACAUAUCAUCAAGUGCUCCACCCCGUACCGUGCCAGAUGAGGAAGAUAGCGAGGAUAACGAAGAUGCUGCAGCCGCCCCUACUGUUGAGGCUGACGACUCCGAUGAAGAGUACAUUGAUGAGUUAGAGAAGAAAGCCCGCGAAGAGGCGAAGAUUGCUCGAAUGAUUGCUGAAGCUGAAGAGGCGGCAGCAAGACCUACGGAGGAGAACUUGAAGCGGGCUACCAAAUUAUUCAAGAUCUCUCAAAAGAAAUAUUCUACCAUCAAUCUGGAACGGGUUAUCAAGACGAAUAUACCCUCUCUUACAAGAUACCUGCGUAACCUCGGUGCUGCUUUGCAGGAAGCGGAUAAGCUUCAGUCCGCAGGCAGCCUACCCACCAACACCCAGCUAAACAACCAAGACCCAGAAGAGCGCCUUUCUUUGACAGUCACAAAGUCUGAUUUCAAUGAUAUGAUCAUAAUAGGACAAUUCAACCUAGGCUUCAUCCUCGCGGUCCGUCCACCAACAGCAACCUCCCCAUCCUCUGACCUUUUCAUAAUCGACCAGCACGCCUCAGAUGAAAAGUACAACUUCGAGCGCUUCUCCGCAACCACAGUCCUUGUCUCCCAGCGCCUCGUUCACCCCCACCCCCUCGAGCUCACUGCCGUAGAACAAGAACUUGUCGUCUCCAACACCCCCUCACUGACCGCCAACGGCUUCGUCGUAGAGCAAGACUCAGAUCCCGGCGACCAAGAUGGUCGGACUCGCUUCAGCCUCACAUCCCUUCCGAUGAGCAAAGAAGUAACCUUCACGCCGCACGACCUCUCCGAGCUCCUCGCCCUCAUCAUGGAUAAUCCCCCUUCCUCCUCGCUGUCCACGUCCCCGCACAUCCCGCGUCCUUCCAAGAUCAGGAAGCUUCUAGCGAGUAGGGCGUGUCGGGGGAGUGUGAUGAUUGGCAAGACCUUGAGGAAGAGUAAGAUGGAGGAUAUUGUGAGGCACAUGGGGAGUAUGGAUAAGCCGUGGAGUUGUCCGCAUGGGAGGCCGACUAUGCGGCAUCUUUAUGGAUUGGAGAAGUGGGAUGGGUGGGCAGAGGGUGACGGGGUGAGUGGGUUGUUUGAGGUGGGGAUGCGGGCGGACUGGGGAAGUUAUUUGAAGAGGAGAAGGGAUGAAGGAUGGGCUGGGUGA